Phycodurus eques (leafy seadragon) is the source of this 6469-nucleotide messenger RNA. RefSeq names its product NACHT, LRR and PYD domains-containing protein 3-like. The record is from RefSeq and is a predicted model, not a curated record. Gene Ontology annotation, molecular function: protein binding. The coding region runs from base 1180 to 4368 and encodes 1062 amino acids. NCBI's taxonomy places the organism in Eukaryota, Metazoa, Chordata, Actinopteri, Syngnathiformes, Syngnathidae. The transcript is spliced from 8 exons.
GUGACGGUCGCCACGGUGACGGCCACCUGAGACCCGAGCUGUGCGCGGGCGCGCGUACCUGCGACCGAGCGUCCGAUGCUGUACAGGUGCGCUAUGUCCGGGUUGGAGGCGUUGACCCGGAGGAGGUAACCCGCUACCUCGCCGUUGCUAUGGUAACGGAAAUCCAGCAUCAUGGCAGCGGGGGCGAGGAUGAGGAGGAGGAAGGAGGGUUGUGACAUGCCUGCGCAGCAAGAAAACACAAAACAAUCGUCAAGUUACGAUUUCCACUUUCCGCCUCUCCCAGCGGACGGUCGAUAUCGUACACGGCGCGGACACGUGAAGGCGGGACAUGCGGUCAACAGAGCAGACACACACAGUCGAAAUUGCGGACAGGAGAUGCGGUAAACGCGGUACGGGCAGUACAAAGUCGAGGCAGGAGACGCGAUCGAGGUCGUAGACGUGCUACGGCGGAGAAGCGCGAGACGUUUUGGCUUCGGCGUGACGAAAAUGGGGCGAACUGAUGGAAUUGUCCUCCCAAAUCAUCCAAUCAACGCAUUUGAAUCGUGUGCGACCGAUGUCCGUGUUGGAAUGGAGUCUUUUCCCCCGCAGUGAGCCCGCAGAUGAAACUCAUUCGCAGGAAGCCGCAUUUUAGCACGACGACGGCAGACGCGAUCAAGUGAACGACAAACGAUGAGCAGCCGUCAUCGCGCAGGAAAAAUGCGGACGAGCGGCGGAACAAAAGGGCGACUUAAAACGAUGUCACGUGACGCGCCAAAAUCAUCUGGGCACAAUUUGAAGUGGAAAGAACUUGAAAAGGAUCGCGUACGAGUCAAGACUCGAUUUCGGCGGAACGUCACCAGCCGCGUGUCGUGGGACCUGCGCCGGCGUUCUAAGGUUCCCAUUUUGAAUCGUAUUCUUUCAAAACAGCAGCAUCUGCAGUGCUGCUUUGCGCCGCGAUUCAUUCGGAAGCACGUCGACUUCCUGCCUGAUUUCGGGAGCUGGGCCGACUGCUUCGAGUACCUCAUGAAGUGACCAGCGAGUAUCGAGCAACAAGAGGAAGUAAGAACACGGUUCUGACGUCAUGAUGAUUUCUGGGAAAUCUGCUGUUCCGCGUCACGUCAGCCAAAUGACUUCCCAUAAGCAGAGGACAUUCGACGGCGAGUGAGCUCAUCAUCAGCAGACUGACUCCGUGCCGGAAGGAUGGCGCUGGACAACGAGUGCAAGGACCAACUGUGGGGAACGCUGAUCGAGCUGUCACAGGUCAACUUCAAGGUCUUCAGGUUCCACGCGCACCUGCCCGAGAGUGUAGAUGAAAACGCCGACCAGAUGGACAUCGUCAACGAGCUGGAGAAGAAGCACGGCAAAGACGCUGUGGAGGAGACCGUCAAGAUCCUGGAGACGAUCAACGAGUACCACCUGGCCGAGAAGCUGCGCAAGGGCGUGUUGCGAAUAAAAGAUUCUGCCCGUGGAAAGAGCACCACCAGGAGGAGGAAGGCCUGCGACCUCCGUAGAACUAGUACCAUCUUCUCUGUCGACAACGAUCGGAUCGCCAAAUUCAAGUGGGAGCUCCAAAACGACCUGCGGAGUGCCUAUAUCAACGCUCCCGAGGGCAAUACCGAGCCCUGGGAGCAGCCGUGUCUGGCGGACAUCUACACGGAUCUGAACAUCACCCACGGCGCCGACAUAAGUCCGACCCCGGAGCACGAGGUCCUUCAGAUGGAGAUGUGCGGCGUGGCCAAGAAGUCUAUCGAACCAUGUAACAUCUUCAAAAGCGCCAGCGGGAAGCCGCAGCCCAUACGCCUUUUGCUCACCGUUGGCUUCGCUGGGAUUGGAAAAACCUUCCUGGUCCGCAAGUUUGUGCUGGACUGGGCUAGUAGAAAAACCAACAAGGACGUGGACUUCAUAUUUCCCUUCACCUUCCGUGAGUUGAACUUGGAGAAUGGGAAAAGCUUUUCGUUGGCAAACCUCAUCCGAUACUCCAUCCCCGAGACCAAGGUUGUGAGCGUGGAGAUGCUGAACAUUAUAUUUGUCAGGUUGCAGGGGUCUGGGAAGCAUAACUACGAAAGCAGCAACAUCAAGAUUUUGUUUGUGCUGGACGGAUUGGACGAGUGCCGCCUCAAACUGGACCUGAGCAACAAGACGAAGAAGGACCUCGACGUGACCAAGGCCUACCCUGUGGAGGUGCUCCUGGCAAACCUCAUCACGAAGAACCUGCUUCCCUGCGCCCGAAUCUGGAUCACCACACGGCCUAUGACGGCGCACAACAUCCCGCCUAAUCUCAUCAACAGCAAAACAGAGGUGAAAGGAUUCAGUGACUCCCAGAGGCUGGACUACUUCAGAAAGAGGUUCCGAGAUGAGGAGUACAUCGUUAAGCACAUCCAGAAAUCUCGCACCCUCUUCAUCAUGUGCCACAUGCCCAUCUUCUGCUGGCUCACCACCAAAGUUCUUCAGGAUUAUUUGGACAAAGGGAAGUACAGCGAGCUGCCUAAAACCCUAACUGAGAUGUACACGGCGUUCCUUUUUUAUCACCUGGAUAAGUCCAAGGAGAGACUGACGACGAAGAGCAUCAAAUACGUCAAAGCGCUAGCAAAACUGGCAUUUGACCAGCUGAUGAAAAAAAGUCAGCUCUUUUACGAGAACGACUUGCGGGACAGCGGUUUUGAUUACCUCCGAGCCGCAAAACACUCCGGAGUCUUCACCGAGGUGAUUAAGAAGGUACAUCCACUGAAGAAAAACCAACAGGUCAAGAUGUUUCAGUUCAUCCAUCUGACCAUGCAGGAGUAUCUGGCUGCUCUGUACGUGAUGAUGAGCUUCUUCCACGACAACAAGAACGUACUAGCCCAUUCGGCGCUGUCACUGGAAUGUCUUGUCAUGCUUUGUAAGCAGAAGCCAAUCACUCAGGUCCACGAUAUUGCGAUCCAAAGAGCCGCCAAAAGUGACGGAAACCUGGACUUGUUCCUGCGCUUCCUGUUGGGCCUUUCCUUGCAGUGCAACCAGGACAUCCUCGGUGAACUGCUCAAGGUUCCGAAGCACAAUGAGUACAACAAGUCAGACACGGUCCUGUUGAUCAAGAAAAGAAUAGAGCAGAACACUCCAGGAAAGAACAUCAACCUUUUCUACUGCCUAAACGAGCUGAAGGACAACUCCCUGCUGGAGCAGAUCCAACGAUACUUACGUUCAGGACGUUUGUCCUCCAACAUCGAGGCUCUGGACAUGUGGUCGGCCCUGGUCUUCUUUUUACUGAGCUCCGACGAAGCCAUGAAUUGCUUUGACUUUAAGCAGUACUGUGCAUCGGCGGUGGGGCUCUUGAUGCUGCUGCCAGUGGUCAAAGCUUCUCAAAAAUCAUUGCUAAAUGACUGCAACCUGAGCAAGGACAGCUAUCACCUGCUGACCUCCGUUCUCAGCUCACCGUCCAACCUGAGGCAUCUGGAUCUCAGCGACAAUGACCUGUACGACAGCGGGGCCGAGAUCCUCUCGGACGGACUGGCGAAGCCACAUUGCAUCUUGCAAGUCCUCAGGCUGUCAGGCUGCAUGAUCACGACGCCAGGAUGCGUUUCAUUGGCCAAGGCUCUCGAGCUGAACCCCUCCCACCUCGAAGUGCUGGACCUUAGCUACAAUUACCCGGGAGAGGAAGGAAAGAGGAUCUUAAUGGAGGCCCAAAUGAAUCCCAGCUCCAGCCUGAAGACUGUCAACCUGGAUCACGGCGGCAAAGAACGUUUGAUUUCCGGCUUAAAGAAAUGUGAGUCGUUAAAAUGGUUGAUAACGUCAGACUUUACAGACAAAGUGGAGUCCUUGUUGUCUUGUUCAGAUCUUUGCAGACCCACGUUGGACCCCAACACGGCUCACGACUGCCUCCAACUGUCCGACCGCUGCAAGACGGUGACGGUGGUGCUGGAGGAGCAGCUGUACCCGAGGAACCCGCAGAGGUUCACCUGCUGGCGUCAGAUUCUUUGCAAGGACGGACUGAGUGGACGCCGCUACUGGGAGGUGGACUUGGAGGGGAAGGUUUCCGUUGGCGCGACGUACGACACGAUCCGGCGGAUCGGGGAGGGUGACGAUGUGUGUCUGGGAGGCGCAGAAGCUUCCUGGGCGCUGCUGUGCGACGACAACGCCACCUACGCGGCGCGCCACCACGACAGGACGGUGAACCUCGAACCCCGCGCCUCCCCGGAGUCCAACAAGGUAGCCGUGUUUCUGGACCAUCCCGGUGGCGCGCUGUCCUUCUACAAAGUGACUUCGGAGGGGAUGAUACUACUCCACGCCUACCACGCCACCUUCACGCAGCCACUUUAUCCGGCCUUCGGAUUUGGCUUCGAUAACGGAUUUGACGGUGUCGGAGACUCCGUGUCGAUCGGUGGGGAAAACGUGCUCAUCUUUACCCGCUUCUAAAGCCCGCCCUGCGAGAUAAGCGCAACACGUCCUCAGCACAACCGCAAAGCGCAAACGGGUCUUGGCGGAAAUGCGUUCCCGUCGUCGCAGGUUCAGGGGGCGACGCGCCGAUAUGAAUCGUAACUUAGACUCAAUUCAUAGCAACACGAGGAAGAACAGCCGUCAGUGCCAACCUGGCACGAUGCAGGAUGCGACGUCAUCAGCAUGGGACACAUUUGGGCCCUGCGAUGAACAGGUACGACAGCAGAGGGCGCCCUCGUCCCACUCACCGCAGCACUGAACGAGUUGAAGUCAACGGGAACUGCGAAAAGAAGAGUUUCGCUUUGAACAACCCGACCGUUUCGCCAAGUGUCAUCUUCCCAGGCAAAGUGUGUGCCGUGCUGAUGGAAAAAUGGAAAUAAGUUAGCAUGUGUUGUGCUUUUCCGCUCGCUUCGACUUAAGAGUCGAGAAAUGUUUUAUCACUGCCGAGCUUUCUCCCACGGGAUGAGUCGUAUGUGCUUGCAGGUGCAAGGACACAUUUGAGAGGAGUCUUUCUGUGUCUUGAUCAGAAGUAUAUCAUUCUUCCACUGUCUCAACCACAACCAAGAAUGGGAUGCCAUGAUCACGUGAGCUGCAACAAGCAUGGAUGCCCCCGCCUUUGUAUUGUUGGAAUUCAUAGGUAACAAGGGAACUGCCCUCAACUAAUCAAGAGAGAGAAUCCGGCAGAGUGGACUCAGAAAACGGGUUGGAGACUGGAACUCAGUACACUCAGUACACUCUUUACACUACACUCUACACUCUCCCUCCCUCUGUGUCUGUCUUCGGUGUCUUGAGCCUGACACGUGCUUAUGUCAUGAGACACGUUUUUGGGAUGCAGUUGUAGUUUGAGGUUGAGCCCGAGUUUUUGGAUGCAGCGACGACGCGCGUCGGUGCGAGCCGAGCACAUUUCACACUCAUUCGAGUGAUUAUCCAGUUUUGCUUUGAUUCGAUGCGAAAUGUUUCGCCGUUUGCAUACAUUCUUGGUCGUUGUCAUGUUAAAUGAAGGGGGUUUUGUGUUACUUUGAAUCUUCAACGGGAAGAACAACAAACACGUCGGUCAUGGUUCAAGUCGGCGUUCGCGGUGACAUCAUCGGCCGUUUGUCAGCACGUGAAACAUCCGGUAGCCCCGCCCACUCCGUUCUCCGGGCCGCGCCGUCGGCCCCCGGCAGGAGGUCCGACUAGGAAGACCGACGACGCGACACCGCGCCAUCGACAGGCCAAUCGGCUCCGCCCAUCGCGGCCGCUCGCGGGGCACACGAUUGCGUGCCGAUGCCAUUUAUGUUGUGCGGAGAGGAACAGGAAGUGUCGUCCAUCUUUGCAGAGACCCUCAACUCUUUUUCUCUGGCUUUCCUCAACCCCUUCCUUUUCUUUGUCAUCUUAACGACGCUCGUUUAUCAUUGCUGGCGUACAACGGUCAAAUCAUUGCGUCGUCAUCAUGAUUCCUAGUUCAUCAGCGCCGGUGCGAGACCGGAGGUGACGUCAGCGGGCAGGAGUGGAGACGUUUGACUUUGGGAAAGUUACUGCUGUGACGGCAACUGUCACGAAGGAGACGGGCGCAACGAAUGCCAAUGUCAUUCUAUUCGGAAAAGGUCCAACUCUGCCGCUUCAUUAUCGUGAAAUAUGCUCGCGCGAACACACACAAUGUGUUGCGCUCUCUGUAACCGCGGACACCCAUCCAACAUUAAGGUGUUUACGAUUUCGCUUUUUUUUUUUUUUUGGAAUCAUUCACACACGCAAACACACUCACUGACACACAAGCGCGCGCGCGCGCACACGCACCACGAGGCCAAGUCAUGAGAGGAACGCUGCGCUGCAUUCAGGGUCUGCGGAAACCAUCGGCCAUCAAGUGUGAUACAAAACAAACAUUUGCAAACAGUCUUUCAGAAGGUGUCCUGUCGUAAACCUUGUUUCGAGCUCAUUUUGACUUGAAAUAAGACAAAAAGUUUGCCAGGGGAAUACGUUUUGUGGUUUUUGGCAAUUUGAUGAGGAUGGUAUCCAAUUUGAAUGGGCUUUGACUCGAAAUAACAUUCUCGGUGAGAUUCUGGGUUUUUGCAGGGCAUGUCCAGGAACAAAUCAAUAAAAU